GGCGUCAGCAUCGCGAUAAGUCACAGUAUGUCACGAUCGCGUGUUCUACGUGAAUCACUGACGACGCGUCCCUCGGCAACUGAUGAGGUUUCGAGCUACAAUCGAGAAUGUGAACGCUUUCUUCCGUAUCAUACAGGCCGUCGAAAAGCUACAGAAGAAAUGUAUCAUGAAGUUCACCGAGGAGGUGAUGUGCAUUAUCUGCAAUAGCGAGGACAACGAGGGGGGAAUACAAGUCUGGUCGCAAAUCACGGUUCUUUCACUCUUCGAUUCAUACCGAAUACAAUCGAACGCUGCGAACGUUAUCACUAUGUCGCUGUCUUCGGAGGCGCUUCUCGCGACUCUCAGAUCAGCCUCCACCUCAUCAAACUCCACGCACGAAACUCAGGAGGUAGUGAUGAAGCUGGCGAAGAAGAACGACGUCGCGGUGCUGAGCUUCGAGAUCACAGGCGUCUCGCGCCAGGGACGCAAAGUACGCGUGUCAUAUGACGUGCGCAUCGAAGUCAUGAAGCCGGCGGAUGUCGAAAACCUCAGGGAGCCAUUGUGUCCCGAACCGGAUGUCAACAUCGUUCUUCCUCCGCUGCAGAAGCUCCGCCCCAUCGUUGAGCGACUGCGUUCGAUGUCAGACUAUCUUCUCGUCCGAGCCAACAACAGCGGUUGCUUGAAUCUGUCCGUGCAGACUGACAGUGUGUCGGUCGACACCGAAUGGAAGAAUUGCACAAUAACACCAAGAGCUGCUGCCAAUUCUCAAGAUCCUGAACCUAUUGAGAAGGAUCCUGUCGAGAUGUUUCCGGUCACAGUAACGACCCGAAGCUUCUUGAAGUUCCUCAACAGUCAUGUUGUUUCCACCACGACUAUUGCUUGUAUCUGCCGGAACCAUUGCAUGAUUCUAUACGUCUAUUUGGGCGAUAGAAGCGACGCAGGCGGAGUGCUCACGUUCUACAUACCAGGACAGGACCUGGGGAAUGACUGAAACUACAUGCUCCAAUUUACACUGUACACACGAUACCCAAGCCGGCUGAUUAUACCUCGUUGUCUAAUUGGUUCACUGUGCGGAGGUUGACUGUUCAGGAACUACCGAAGGCGCCGGCGAGGAGUCUUUGUCGUCCGAGCAAGAUGGAUCAUCCGCUGCGCUGCUGGCUUCCAAGUUCGACUGGUCUCUCUCAGCUGCAACAGCUUGAGCUUGUGGGCCCCAGCCAACUCUUCCUUCGAGCCACGGGCCUGCGCUGCUCUGAUGGCAUCCCUCGGGACACAAGCACUUUCCGCCGAGCGUCGUAGGCAGAUUCUCCGGAUCGAUCAAGGCGUUGAGGACAUUCUGAUAGUCGUGUCCGAGGAUGUCGACUUUCUCCGCGGUUUCCUUCGAGAGCCAAG
Molecule: messenger RNA, 1368 nt
Organism: Mycena citricolor
Lineage: Eukaryota; Fungi; Basidiomycota; Agaricomycetes; Agaricales; Mycenaceae
Source: the annotation of a GenBank genome assembly